GGAGGAAGAGGGAGGAGGUGGGGAACAUCCGGAGCCCUCCCUCGUCCCCAGGAGCCAAGGUGGGAGUGGGCGGCGGCCCUGCCCUGCCUGGCCCUGCCCGGCCAGUCCCCGAGUGCCCGCUCGCCGGGAAGGAGCCCUGGCCAAGCCUUUUGUCCGCCAAGCCAGCAUCCCCACCUUCUUCGCCCGCAAUGUGUGCCAGGGGACGUUAGGGCCGGGACACGGCUGCAACCCGGAGGGGAGGCGGACUGCUCCAUUUUCUUCUUCUAUUUUCAGGUUUUUUUGUGUGUGAGCAGGGAGUUUGAUCCGUUUUUUAAUUGAAUGCCUUCGGCCCGGUAUGCCUUGAUCGAGCUGCCCGUCCUCACUCGGCCGGCCCUCCGACGCCCCCACACUCCCUUUUCCAGCCGAUCGCCUCCCCCCGCCUCUCCCUUUGUGAUUUCGGGGCGGGGAGACCACCGAGAUAACCCUCCCUCUCCCCCCCACCUCCUGCAAAGAGAGAAGGGACGGCGCCCAUCGCAUCCCCCCCCCGGCCCCCAAUCCGGGCAUGCUCUCUGCUUGAGAAGGAGGAAGCCGGCGAGCACUGUGUGGCCGCCGCCGGGGUUUCCUGGGUCGGCGUGAGAGCCGGCUUAUGUGACCCCAGCCCCUCGCCCAUUCCCGCCCGUGCUCGGGUGGGGGAGAAGAGCGGGGUUGCCCGGGGGGGGGGACUUUUUUCCCCCCCACUUCCCCCCUCGCCUCCUCCCCCGGGAUCCGUCUUCGCAGCGUGCACCGUGCAGACCGCGGCCGCCCUCGCCCUCUCCGAGGUUUCGCAGCCUUGCAGCCCGGCGGCAGGAAUAUGCUCUUGAAGGAGUACCGGAUCUGCAUGCCUCUGACCGUGGAAGAGUACAAGAUAGGACAGCUGUACAUGAUCAGCAAGCACAGCCAUGAGCAGAGCGACCGUGGCGAAGGGGUGGAGGUCGUCCAGAACGAGCCCUUUGAAGACCCGAACCAUGGCAACGGCCAGUUCACGGAGAAGCGGGUUUAUCUCAACAGCAAAUUACCUAGCUGGGCAAGAGCUGUUGUCCCGAAAAUAUUUUAUGUUACGGAGAAGGCUUGGAACUACUAUCCAUACACGAUCACAGAAUACACAUGCUCAUUUCUCCCGAAAUUCUCCAUACACAUAGAGACCAAGUAUGAGGACAACAAAGGAAGCAACGAUAGCAUUUUUGACAGUGAAGCCAAAGACCUGGAAAGAGAAGUUUGCUUUAUUGACAUCGCUAGUGACGAAAUUCCCGAACGUUACUACAAGGAGUCUGAGGAUCCCAAACACUUCAAAUCCGAGAAGACGGGGAGAGGACAGUUAAGGGAAGGCUGGAGAGACAAUCAUCAGCCCAUCAUGUGUUCCUAUAAACUGGUGACCGUGAAAUUUGAAGUCUGGGGACUUCAAACGAGAGUAGAACAAUUUGUGCACAAGGUAGUCCGAGAUAUUCUGCUCAUCGGGCACCGGCAAGCUUUUGCGUGGGUGGAUGAAUGGUAUGACAUGACGAUGGACGAAGUUCGAGAGUUUGAACGAGCAACUCAGGAAGCCACCAACAAGAAAAUCGGAGUUUUCCCGCCUGCAAUUUCUAUCUCUAGCAUCUCCCUGCUGCCUUCUUCAAUCCGCAGUGCCCCUUCCAGCGCCCCAUCAACACCUCUCUCCACGGACGCCCCCGAGUUCCUGACGGUCCCCAAGGAUCGACCCCGGAAAAAGUCUGCUCCAGAAACUCUCACUCUCCCAGACCCCGGCAAAAGUUCUACCCAGAAUUUACCCAGCGUGCGUUCUUCAGACAAGCAUUGCCGGCCCAAACAAGAGUAAUACCAUUCCACGUAUCCCUGAGCCACUUGGUUCGUUCUCUGUCGGGGUUUUCAUUUUUGUUUCUUAUAAUUUUUCUGAUCUAGGAAAGGACUGCCACGUUAUUCAGACUCUUUCCUUCAGAUCUCUAAAUGGGUAUGUGCACGUGAGACAGUGUUUUCAUACGUAAUCUGAUUUCCAGAAUAAGCCAUGCAGCGCAACUUGUUACAUGUAAGCAAACCGUCUUGAGAUCGGAUUGUACAAGACCAACUGAAUCUUCCCUGUAGAAGUAGUAAUAAACCAUGAUGUAAAUCUA
Ornithorhynchus anatinus (platypus) is the source of this 2120-nucleotide messenger RNA. It is a transcript of the gene PITPNC1, whose product is annotated as phosphatidylinositol transfer protein cytoplasmic 1. Bases 830 to 1828 code for a protein of 332 amino acids. Gene Ontology annotation, cellular component: cytoplasm. The record is from RefSeq and is a predicted model, not a curated record. The transcript has 9 exons. Gene Ontology annotation, biological process: phospholipid transport. Gene Ontology annotation, molecular function: phosphatidylinositol binding; phosphatidylinositol transfer activity. Lineage: Eukaryota; Metazoa; Chordata; Mammalia; Monotremata; Ornithorhynchidae.